AUGGGAGACGAGCGACAAAUAGAUGACGACAAAUUGAGGACACAAGUUUUUACCUUAGAAUAUGGAAUCGCUGUCCGUAACGAACGCUUGCAAAAUAGUGUGCCGUUUAUAAGUGACACCGGAGUGGAUGCGCCCGAAGCCCCUAUAUUUACCAUUCUAUUCAAUUUGGGCGCUAUUCUCGUUGCCAUCACUGUUUGCAUACGACAUAUGAUAUUUCAUGUCAGAUAUAAUACGAACGGCAUGUCUAAGGUCUCGACCACAACCAAACACAUGAACCAAUUGUCCAAAGUGUGCGGUGGGCUCACAGUAGUUGGUCUAACAAUAAUUGAUAUCGAUUGUGGUAUAAAAGUGAUCGCUGACGACAAGUUCUUAGAUGACUGUCUCUUUGCGCACAACAAGUAUAGAGAUCUUCAUGAAAAUACGAGUCGAUUGAAAGCGAACCGAACGGCGACAGAAUAUGCAUUGAGUAGAAUCAGAAGUCUGGCCAAAAUCGAUGGCCAGCGACCGGUUGACAACCAGAGAGUGGUGUUCGGGGAAAACUUUUACUGGUAUUACGACAACACGGGAUACCAUUCAUGUGCCGAUGCGGUAGAUCUGUGGUAUAAGGGGAGGGAUCGGUAUGACUAUAAUAGGCCCGCAUUUCAUGAAAAAACUGGUGGAUUCAGUCAAGUGGUGUGGAGAGGAUCACAAUAUUUAGGAUGUGCUCGCGUUGAAGACGACACUCGCAAAUAUUUCGAGACAUACAUUGUAUGCAAUUAUUUGCCGGCCGGUAAUGUCGACGGUCAGUAUCCCUAUAAUGUAUACCCAUUACGAGAAGUCGAUCGACCGUCUGUUGCGCCCGUCAUCGGAGGUGGCAGUUGGAGUGGAAGUGCUGACCGACCCGUUAGUGUAGGACAUCGUCCAGAGGCCAGUGGACACAAACCUGAGGCGGACAGACCUUACGACAGGCCUAAUACAGUGCAUCGACCCAUCAAUGGCGUCAAUAACGACGGCUGGGCAGCGGACAGACCUGUUAGACCAGUUGAUCGUCCGAUAAGUAGUAAUGGAUGGCCUUCUGAUAGGCCAUCGACUGGUAGUGGAGGUGUUUGGACAGUGGAGCGCCCGGAGAGACCCAGUGCUCGUCCCCCUCCACCCACACCUCCUGGAUAUCCCCUCAUCUUUUAUUAUUACUGA
Medioppia subpectinata is the source of this 1173-nucleotide messenger RNA. Lineage: Eukaryota; Metazoa; Arthropoda; Arachnida; Sarcoptiformes; Oppiidae. The record is from the annotation of a GenBank genome assembly.